UCCUACUAUUGACGUAGACGAAUUAGAAAUCUCUCUACUCUCCUCUUGGUUUUUAUGACGAAACUCGAAACUGCGCUAAGAUAUAUAUUAUUUAUCCAUUAAAAUGGUGACAGAUCCUGAGGUGAAAGAAAUUCUAGAAAAAUUUUAUGAUUUUCUAAAUAUGGCUUCUGCCGCAUUGACUAGAAAUCAAAUGAAAAUAGUUUUAAAAGAAAUGUUGCUGAAGCUUGAGGAAAUGAACCAGUUAAAGCAAAACUUUUUAAUUCCAGUUGUUUCUGAAAACCUGGAAAUAGAAGGGUUUGUUUUGAACGCUGAAAACUCUAAAUCUUCUCAUAAACUUCAGAGGACACAUGUGAUUGAUGUUCAAGAAGUUGAGGAAGUAGAACAUAUUGAAGAGGAUGAUGGGUCUGCUCUAGAGAAUAGAAACCAAGAUCAAAUUGUUGAAGAGGAGAAAACCAAUUUAUUCUUUUUCCUUGAUGAGAAUAAUGAAACCAUUACUUCAGAUCAAAUUAUUCAAGAUUCAUCGGAAAACCUAGAAGUAGAAGAGAUGGUGGAGGAUGUUAUUAAUCCUCUUGAAGACGACGGCGAUGACAAGAACGGGAUACUUGAGGAAGUUUGGUCAGAUGAAGAGAUAUUGACAGAACCAGAUUCUGAACCUGUUCCCUCUGGCUUAGAUUCAUCUCCGACAAAUCUUUUUAUCACAGCCCAGGAUUCCUCCAACCCUCUGUCCUGCUGCCUAUGUGAUAAAUCCUUCAAGUCUGUAAGUGCAGUUGAGCAUCAUUUACAAACCAAGCACAAGGAGGAGAGGGGAGAAGUUAGAACUAAGAUCUACUGCGGAGAGGACGGAUGUAACUACUCAACCUUCAGUCAGAACCUUCUCAAGGCUCAUAUAUACUCACACGCUAACAAUGCUCCACUCACCUGUCCUGUCUGCGAGAAGGAUUAUUUAGGAGGUCCUAAGGCUCUGAAACAACAUAUGAAGAUACAUGAAGUUACUCGAAACUAUUUCUGUGAUCAGUGCAACAAAACAUUCAUUAAUCAGAGCAGAUUAACUCAUCACAUACAAAACGUUCACUCGAACUCUAAUUUCCACUGCGACCAGUGUUCAAAGAUGUUUAAAUCUAAAGCCAACUUUCAUCGGCAUAUGAGAAUACACACUAAUGAGAAACCGUUCUCUUGUCCCUACUGUGGAUUCUCUAGCAACCAUUCAGCAAACCUAACCUCACAUGUUAGAUCCGUUCAUAAACAAACUAAUUUCACAACUGGGAAAGAAGAAAAGUCGAGGAAAAAGGCACAUUUGCUUAAAAAUAUUAUUGAAAAUAAAAGUAGCCGGUUGAUAACAUCACUCCUGGGUGGAUUACCUGUAAACGAGGAAAAUGUUUCUCAAAGCCUGGGAAAGAACUUGUUCAGAAAACUAGCUGAUGCCGGAGAAAUACAGUCGAUAAAUAUUCCUCAACUCGAACAAAAUCUUAAACCUAAUCCAAAUUCUCUGAUAAAAGUGAAGACCGCGAAACCUGAUUUCUGCCUAAAAUCCGCGAAAACUGACAAGAUUAUUACUGUUACAAACAGCCAGGGACAGCUGGUCAAGGCAGUGGUUAAGUUAAAGAGGAGUAGGGCUGGGGGAGACCAAAUUUUACAUGUUUGCGUUAAAGAUUAAUAAUUUCAGA
Eurytemora carolleeae is the source of this 1664-nucleotide messenger RNA. RefSeq names its product zinc finger and BTB domain-containing protein 24. Gene Ontology annotation, biological process: regulation of transcription by RNA polymerase II. Gene Ontology annotation, cellular component: nucleus. Lineage: Eukaryota; Metazoa; Arthropoda; Copepoda; Calanoida; Temoridae. The transcript is spliced from 6 exons. The record is from RefSeq and is a predicted model, not a curated record. Gene Ontology annotation, molecular function: sequence-specific DNA binding; DNA-binding transcription factor activity, RNA polymerase II-specific. The coding region runs from base 104 to 1654 and encodes 516 amino acids.